UAUAAACGGCCACCCAACCCUGCAGUGCCACCGUCCGGCCGUUUAUAUACAACGGCCGGUCGGGAAGUGCUCUCUGGACACAGCGGAACACCAAUCGCUGUACAGGACCUCUGUGUGAGGUCCCGAUCAUGUGAUCACUGAUUGGCCAAUCAGUGAUCACAUGAAUAGGUGUAAGCAAGAUGUCACUUCUGACAUCAUUACUUACUACAUGUGAAAUCUGCGAAUGAUCACAGAGAUCACAUGGAACAAGGCUAUUCACAACAUCCUUGUACCAUGUGACAAGCUGUGACCAAUCACAGCUCAC
This is a messenger RNA of Staurois parvus, 304 nucleotides long. The record is from the annotation of a GenBank genome assembly. NCBI's taxonomy places the organism in Eukaryota, Metazoa, Chordata, Amphibia, Anura, Ranidae.